AUGCUACCUGAAGAUUGCUCCAGAAAAUCCCUAUCUAAGCUGUUCGAUUGCCUAUCACAGGAAAUUGAAAAAAAACAACCAAAAAAUGUUAUUCAUUUUAUGGUAGAUUUCUUAUGUAAAAAUUAUGCGUCUCAUUUGAGGGGAUUUGCCCAUGUCUGGGAUGUUGAUUUAGAACUGGAAAAGGAAAAAAAGCUCGUAACUGAGUUUUUUAAAAGCCAAAAAUUAACCACAGAAAUCGCUAAACAUUUCAUCAAUGUCGGAUUUGAUAGUAUGGAGACUCUGCUAUAUUUGAAUGCGAACAUAUUGGAUGACGUAGAAAAAUUUAACAAAGUGAAUUGGCUUCCAGGACAUAAAAUAAGAUUACAACAAAUGUUUUCAAACAUUCAGGAGAACAUCAAAACAUUUUACAAGGAAUAUGACAAGGACGAGAUAAAAUAUGGCUUCGAUUAUGAUGUAUUGCGACAACAAGCGAGGCCUAAGGUAUUAUUUCCUUUUUAG
This is a messenger RNA of Plasmodium gonderi, 498 nucleotides long. RefSeq lists its product as hypothetical. Lineage: Eukaryota; Apicomplexa; Aconoidasida; Haemosporida; Plasmodiidae. The transcript has 6 exons. The coding region runs from base 1 to 498 and encodes 165 amino acids. The record is from RefSeq and is a predicted model, not a curated record.